Carya illinoinensis is the source of this 865-nucleotide messenger RNA. Its product is annotated as ubiquitin-conjugating enzyme E2 variant 1D-like. Gene Ontology annotation, biological process: protein K63-linked ubiquitination; DNA damage tolerance. Bases 190 to 630 code for a protein of 146 amino acids. Gene Ontology annotation, cellular component: nucleus. The transcript has 4 exons. NCBI's taxonomy places the organism in Eukaryota, Viridiplantae, Streptophyta, Magnoliopsida, Fagales, Juglandaceae. The record is from RefSeq and is a predicted model, not a curated record.
UAAGCUCAUGGUUUUCCUCUUUAUUCCCACCUUUGCCCUGGUCGCCCUUUCUUUCUCCAGAUUCUCUCCCCCUCGCUAGUCUCUCUUGACUCCUCUUCCUCUCCCCCUCUCCCCUCGAUAAAACCCCCACCCCCUACUUUGAUCAGAUCCUAACAAACCGACCGGAGAUUAACCAUUCGCGAGUCAUCCAUGACGCUUGGCUCAGGAGGAUCCAGUGUCGUGGUCCCUCGGAACUUCAGAUUGUUGGAGGAGCUCGAACGUGGUGAGAAAGGUAUUGGAGAUGGCACUGUAAGCUAUGGAAUGGAUGAUGGAGAUGACAUCUACAUGCGCUCUUGGACUGGAACCGUUAUUGGUCCUCACAAUACCGUGCAUGAAGGUCGAAUUUAUCAAUUGAAGCUGUUUUGCGAUAAGGAUUACCCGGAGAAACCCCCGAGCGUCCGUUUUCAUUCACGGAUUAAUAUGACUUGUGUGAACCAUGAAACUGGAGUGGUGGAACCAAAGAAGUUUGGACUUCUUGCGAAUUGGCAGCGAGAGUACACCAUGGAGGAUAUACUCACUCAGCUGAAAAAGGAGAUGGCUGCACCGCACAGCAGGAAGCUUGUUCAGCCGCCAGAAGGCACCUACUUCUAGCUUUCAAGAUGGUAUAGAUAUCACGGAUCAUAUUGCAUAUGCGGUGUGCAAAAACAUAUAGUUUUUAAUGCUGUGUCGUUCCUGUUGAAGUGAAGAACAUACAGGGGAAUGCCCUAGAAAGCUUCUCCUAUAGUCUGCAGGGCUUCAUUGUUGUUUCUGUCAUCUUAUUUUGUUUAACUAUGUUGAAAGAUGCUGUUUGAUGAAUGGUAUUUUAUAUGUUUUUCAAACAUUGAAA